UAUUUUGGUCCUCUUGGUAAAGGAGGACCACGUUUAAGAAGAUCUCCUGCUGAAAUUCAUGGUCCAUCGGUACAAGAACAAGUCCUUGAUCAUGUGCAGCAAGAUGCUUCACAUGAAUAUCAAUUGGUGAAGGAACGAAAACCUCGUUCUGUUCCAGCGAGAACGAAACGUUCUGGUCGCGUGAAUCGUCGAACGAUUAUUGAAAUUCAUUUUGAAGUGUUGGACGAAUGUCAAAAAGGGGACACACAAGUGAACCAGAAGGAUUUUCUGGAACUUUUGGUUCAAGAGUUCAUGGGAUCCGAAUUAAUGGAAGAAGAAGAACAGGUUCCUAAGGAAGAAGUUCUUAUGGAAGGUGUUCCUUUGGAACUUGUUCCUAUUGAAGAGGUUCCAAUGGAACGUGUUCCAAAUUUAGGUUCCGGGUUACUGGUUUAA
Molecule: messenger RNA, 432 nt
Organism: Plasmodium knowlesi strain H
Lineage: Eukaryota; Apicomplexa; Aconoidasida; Haemosporida; Plasmodiidae
Product: SICAvar, type I (fragment)
Exons: 1
Source: RefSeq, a predicted model, not a curated record